GGGCUGCCUGCUGAGGUGCUGCCUUAGGCCCUCAGAAGGUUCUGGGAACCUGCCCUGGCUAAACCAGGGCUUGGCCUGGCCUGGGCGAGGGCCGAUGAAGUCCAGGGUGUGGGGCAUGUGGCCUGUUCCAAAGUGUCUCCCAGACCAAAACCUGCCAGUUUGGGUGGGGCACCAUUGGCCAGGAGGGACAGCGUGGGCACAGAGAGGUGAAGGAGAAGCUAGAAUAAGAAGUUGCAGUAGUAACAAUAAUGAUGAGCAUCCAGUGCUCCUAUGUGUCAAGCAUUGUUCUAGGCAUUAUGAAUGAACAGGCCCAGAGAAGUUGAACGACUCUCCCACAUCACUCAGCUAGUAGAUGGCUAAGGCAGGCAGGAUUUGAACUCAGCCAGGAUGCUCCGGGCACCGCUACCCCGGGGGAGUUAAAGUACAGGAAAGUGCUUCCAUAACCAGCAGAGCACCACUUUCAACUGAGUAUUGUCCGAGGGCUGAAAGCGAGCCAGCGAGGACUCCCAGAGGGAUCCGGUGGCUGGUAGCCCCGCCCCGCUCUUAUCAGAGCCCCCAACCCGUGCCCCCCCAACCCCCUCUUCCCGAGUUUCCCUCUGGUCUCCUCCACUUGCCUCCUAUCUCCACCACAUACAUCCCAGCCAUGGCUCUGGUUCUGCAGCUACUGCCGCUGCUGCUGUCAAGGGCCCAGGGAGACCCCGGGGCUUCACUGGACGGCCGUCCCGGAGACCGGGUGAAUUUCUCCUGCGUAGGGGUCUCGCAUCCCAUCCGCUGGGCCUGGGCGCCUAGCUUCCCUGCCUGCAAGGGCCUGUCCAAAGGACGCCGCCCAAUCCUGUGGGCCUCCUCGAGCGGGACUCCUACUGUGUCUCCAGUCCAGCCCUUUGCUGGUCGCCUACGUGCCCUGGACCCCAGUAUCCGGCGGCUGGAGCUGCUCCUGAACGCAGGGGACUCAGGCACCUUUUUCUGCAGGGGCCGCCACGAAGAAGAAAGCCGUACAGUGCUUCACGUGCUAGGGGACGGGGCUGAUUGCAGGGCACCAGGGUCUACCCAUGGGUCCGUGAAUCCCCAGCUCCUGAUCCCCCUGCUGGGCGCUGGGCUGGUGCUCGGAGUCGGGGCGUUGGGCGUGGUCUGGUGGUGGCGCAGAUCCACUCGCGAAAGUCAAGCCCCAGAGGCCAGUAAAGGAGAAGGAGCCCAAGACUGCAGGGGACCUGGACCAGGAGGCGGUAAGGGCCUGGCGAUUGGAAGGGGGUUGGACCGAAUCCCUGAGAAGAGUGGACUGAGAAAGAGAGAGACCUGAAUCCCCCAGCGAGUCAGACUUCUGAGACUCUCCUGCCUUCCUCCUCACCUUUCAGAGCCUGCUCUACGCAGACCUGGAUCAUCUGGCCCUCAGAAGGCCCCUCCGGUUGUCCCCCAUGGUCCCAGCUGAUGCCUCGACCAUCUAUGCGGUUGUAGUUUGAAGGGAAGCCCUUAUUUCAAACCUCACAAGCUGAAGGUUCCCAGCUCUCCACAGCUCCCCUCUCCUUCUCGGCCCCUCACCUGGCAAUGGAUGCACCACGGGACAGAAAUGAGCACUAGUAUGGGAGUCAGGAGCCCUGGGUUCUCUGCUCUGCCACUGAUCUUGCUCCUUCAGUUACCCCAUCUCUCCUAUAACUUUCACAUCUUCUUCACCACUGGUGCCCUCUCUAAACCUGAUGAAGCCCUGUCUCCCUAUCUUAAGACAUCAACAAGUCCUAGAUAGUUGUCCUGUCUCUUCCCUCCCCUGCACAGUCCAGCUCUUUGAACCAGGGGCCUACACUUUUUCUUCUCCUUGACUCCACUCACACUGCUCCUCAUCUCUCCAUGAGGUUGCCAGUGAUGUCCUAAUGGCCACGCCAGUAGAGUUUUUAGUUGGUCUUUGGUUACUUCCUUCUUUAAUGCUGGCAUCUUCCCUUUGGACUCCUCUGCCCUCCUCCCUAUUCCCAUGGUAUUCCCCACCAUUCUAGGUUCGUCCCUUUAUCUGACUUCCCUCUCUUCUGGGAAUCUGGCAUCCACAGCCAGUCCUCAAGCCUCACCUCUGCAAACAACACUCAGAACUCUCUCCAGCUCAGAUCUCAAGUAAUGAGAUUUCCCAUCUAUCCCUGGGACAGCCCUGCCUGGUCAGCCAUAGACAUUCUUCACAUAGCAUAUCCCAAACCCAACUCACUGUCACUCACUUCAUCCUCCUCUGUAGUCUCUCUUGAUCAACCAGUUGCCUAAGCCAGAAACUGGGAGUCAUGCAGACCUCGUUCUGCUCACUCCCACACAACGAACCAAGUCCUGUCUUUCUAUUUUAAUGUCAUUGUGAAAUCCAUACCCUUCUUCAUGCCCAGGGCUGCCACCUGAAUAUACUCUCCUCAUUUCCUCCCUGGUUGACUCAUAGCCCCACCUCAUCCUCUUGCCCCUGCCCUCCUCCCUGAAGCCAGAGGGGUCCUCCCCAAAUGCAAACCUCCUCCUCACAACCUGUAUUCCAGAGUUCCAGGAUGUCUUUCCAGGACCUUUUCUUGGACCCAUGGGCCUUGGCUUUGGGUACAAGGUGCUGGCAGCACUCUGCCUACCUUCCAGACUUGUCUCUGGUACUCCACAUGUGCACAGCCUGGCAGCCUGGGAGAGAUUCUCCCCAGCCUCCAAAUACAUUUUUGUGCCAGGCAAGUCCUUCUUUCCGGAUCACCCUUUUUUCCUUCUCCCCACUACCUUCCUGCCUAAUAAUUCUUCAUCCCCAAGACUCAGCUGAAAUGUAGUCAUUUCUGGGAAGCCAUUCCUGACCCUCUUUGCCUACCCCUGCAUACAUUUUGAUUUUGAUGCUGUAGGCAGUCUCCUUAUUUAUCUCUUAGCAAUCACACCCUGUAAAUUGUUCCAUCACAACCUGUAUUUCAGUUUCAAUGUACUGUGAGUUCCCUGCUCUCAGGAGACUGACCCUUUUUAUAUUACUGCUAAGCCUCAGUAAAUGAGUGAAUGAA
Lutra lutra (Eurasian river otter) is the source of this 2975-nucleotide messenger RNA. It is a transcript of the gene MPIG6B, whose product is annotated as megakaryocyte and platelet inhibitory receptor G6b. The transcript has 5 exons. Bases 644 to 1297 code for a protein of 217 amino acids. NCBI's taxonomy places the organism in Eukaryota, Metazoa, Chordata, Mammalia, Carnivora, Mustelidae. Gene Ontology annotation, biological process: blood coagulation; megakaryocyte development; integrin-mediated signaling pathway. The record is from RefSeq and is a predicted model, not a curated record. Gene Ontology annotation, cellular component: plasma membrane.